AUGACAGCCACCAGUCAUCAUGGUCAGAAGGCAUCAGAAAAGAGGAGCCAAAGAAAGUUGAGCCCCCACCACCUAAAGAAGAUUGUACAAGUUGUCUUACAAGCUUUCCUUCCUGUUAUAGAGCCUGAGCCACCAGCUAAAGAAGAACCAAAGCCUAAACCAUCUGAGAAGAAAAAGAAUGCUAAGAACAGCAAUCAGGGUGGCUGGUUCUCAGGUCUGUCUGGGAUAAUUUCCAAAGUCAUGCCUCGAGGUCCUAAUGAAAUGAUUCUUCCAGAUGACAAAAAGAAAUCGAUUUACUGGGACGAGGACCUCAAAAAGUGGGUGAACACUGAAGAAGAUGAGCAGGAGAAAGCUCCACUACCACCACCUCCAAGUGACAUGCAGCUUGGUGGUGGUAGGCCACCCUCUGUCCCACUCAGUAAUGGCUUCCUUCCUAGUGCAGGCUCACCAAUGAAUGGUGCCCAUGACACUUCUGCAGCUCCUCCCCCAUUUGGGGUCCCAUUCUUGCCAAAUGUUCCUGCCGGCCAGCAGUCCAGUCCAGGCAUGCCACCUAGAAUGACAACUCCUACAACACCUUCUAAGUUCUCACGGUUGGCACAUGGUGGCAGAAGACAUGCUAAGAAGUAUGUGGAUGUCUUGAACCCAAGUAGCCAAAGCUCUAAUGCUUCUGCGCCACUUCCAAGCGGUCUUCUUCCCAUGAUGCCCGGUCCGACUACUGAAUUCAAAGGAAAUUUCUUCGUACCUGCUCCUGUGACUUCAACUGAUCAGAGUGCUGAUCAACAGCCUGCAAUUGGCAAUCCUUCGUCACGUCCCUCGUCUCGAAAUGAAGAAGAGGACAGGGGCGAUCAACAGUCACAGCAUUCCCGAUCAAGCUCUGUUUCCCUUACCUCUGCUGAAGUCCGUAGCUAUAUGAUGCCCCAGGACCCCAACCCACCCCCACAAGAAAACAGUUUUGUUCCUCCACCUAUGUUCUUUGAUCCAAUGGCCUUCAGUCAGCCCAAGGCUCAAGCCUCACCAAGAAAAUCUCGCUAUCCGGGCAUCCGGAAAAACUAA
Molecule: messenger RNA, 1053 nt
Organism: Stylophora pistillata
Lineage: Eukaryota; Metazoa; Cnidaria; Anthozoa; Scleractinia; Pocilloporidae
Biological process (GO): Golgi organization
Cellular component (GO): ER to Golgi transport vesicle membrane; endoplasmic reticulum exit site
Source: RefSeq, a predicted model, not a curated record